Messenger RNA from Polypterus senegalus (gray bichir), 2137 nucleotides. RefSeq names its product DnaJ (Hsp40) homolog, subfamily C, member 12 (gene dnajc12). Bases 130 to 711 code for a protein of 193 amino acids. The record is from RefSeq and is a predicted model, not a curated record. The transcript has 5 exons. Gene Ontology annotation, cellular component: cytoplasm. NCBI's taxonomy places the organism in Eukaryota, Metazoa, Chordata, Cladistia, Polypteriformes, Polypteridae.
UGGUAGUCGUUGCUGUUUGUAGUUGUCUGCAGUUUGUGGUGUAAAGCUAACAAGGUAGACCCAAAUCUCAUAGUUUAGUUAUCUGUUGGGCCUUUUUUUGCAACAUUUUGAAAGCAGCACAACAUUCAUAUGAUGGACGCGAUUUUAAACUGCCAGUCCAAGGAUUUAGAGGACUAUUACGCUUUGCUAGGAUGCGAUGAGCUGUCUUCGUCAGAACAGAUUCUUACUGAAUUUAAGGCACGAGCCCUUGAACGUCAUCCUGACAAGCAGCCAGGAAACCCACAAGCAGUUGAAGAGUUUCAAAAACUGCAGAAAGCCAAAGAUGUCCUCCUUAAUGAAGACAGUCGUUCACGAUAUGACUACUGGAGACGCUGCCAAAUCGCCAUCCCCUUUCAAGAAUGGGAAGCACUCAGCGACUCUGUAAAAACGUCUAUGCACUGGGCUGUGAAGAGUAAGAAGGAACCUAUGUUGGAGGCCCCGGAAGAGCAGCAUAACUACAGCUGCCAUGUUUCCACAGAGGAGAGUAAAGGCUGUAAUAGCAAAUCAGAGCAGAUUGAUACGCCAGAUUCUGAAAUACUGGCUGAUAAUCAGAAAGCUGACUCACCUCAUUCUCCAUCCUCUCCAAAUGAGAACUACUGGCAUUUGCGUUUCCGAUGGUCAGCUGACACCCCUUCUGAACUCCUGAGGAAAUUCCGAAAUUAUGAAAUCUGAUAUGGGACCCCAUCCUUUGCUGAAGGAAACAUCUUAAUGUCAGCCUCUUGUGUACUUGUCCCAGUGCUAUAUAUGUUGCAUUUCUUCAUAACAUCUUUAUCUUCUGACCUCGCAGCUCAGCUUCUCUUAGCUUGUGUUGUGUCUUAAUGCGUGUGGAGUGCUAGACAUUUAUGUCUAGAUGUUCAUUUCUAUCUACAUACACAAGAGUAUUGUUUGUAGUGUUUUGUGUCUGUUCAGAUACUGUCUAUUCUUCUAGAUUAUUAGGCCAAAGAUGUAUUUUAUUGUAUUUAAUUCCUCAGCCUGCAGCAGCACCAUAGGCAUAUUUGGUGGGUCCUCACUGUUGAGAGUAACAUCCAUAGUGAAGAACCAAAAAUCCACCAGAGUGAUGCUUUACAAAUAAAGAUUAUUCAAAUAACUUCACAUCCCUAAGGUUCUGUCACAGGUUUAAGGGUGACAGUUGUCAAACCAUGGCCCAGGUAUGCUAUAAACACUCCAUGUUUAGUCUUUUGUUUUAUAUCACACAAGCAAAAGGUACUCGAUUAUUUAAACCCAAAUGUAUUCGGCUACCCCGGUCUUCCUUUUGAAACUACCGUGUCCUGUGUCAAUGUAUGAGGGCAGUUUUUUUUCCAGAUCUUGGUUUGAGAGCCAUCUCUUUCCCUAUUUAGGAGUUUGUUGCUAAUUUGGGGGGUUUGUAGACUUCAUUGACCCACACUCCUAAAAGAUCCAGUCAUUGUAAUAUAUGUGUUCAUAUUUUAUGCAUGCUAUCAGAAGCUUGUCAGAGACAAUGAUAGGUUUUCUUCAUGUGCAGUAAAUGUACACAUACAGGUAUCUUCAGGUAUUUCCUGUAUUAACCGUAGCAGCCUUUAACUUCCUAGGAGCCUCGUCUUUGUGUGUAGAUGUAUUAUAGGAUUCUCGUGAGGUUGUGGUGAAGUAAGAUGUAUAGUAAAAGUAACAGCAAGAGCAUUCUACCCAUGUCCCCAUUUUCAAAUGAGCUGCUGGGUUCUUCGGGUAGGAAAGGCUUCAUUCAAUUGGGCUGCAGCUGCCCUGAGCUUUGGAUGGGACAGAAUUUUCUCUCAAGGCUCCCUAGCAGGGACUAUACAGGGGAGUGGCAACAGCUUAAUGACUUAGAUGGCACACAUUUUCAAAGCUGAUUAUAUGAAUUUCUUACAGUCCUUCACCCAAUGCGUGAUCCGUGAUACGUGAUCUUGAGCUGGAUUAAGUGGGUUUGAUAAUGAAUGAAUGGAGGGAUUACACAGGGAAUGUGACUUAGUUAGACAGAGCAUAUUGUUUAUCCUCUAGACUUCCUUUUAAGAAUACAUAAAUCUGCAGUAUUGUAUUAUAAAUGUUGGAUGAUAUCCGAUAUCAUUAAAGGUAUUUGCUGAUAUGUUCAGCGUACAUAUUACAGAAUAAAGCAAAGUGAACAGAA